Kockovaella imperatae is the source of this 522-nucleotide messenger RNA. RefSeq lists its product as hypothetical. Bases 1 to 522 code for a protein of 173 amino acids. The transcript is spliced from 2 exons. The record is from RefSeq and is a predicted model, not a curated record. Lineage: Eukaryota; Fungi; Basidiomycota; Tremellomycetes; Tremellales; Cuniculitremaceae.
AUGGCACUCGCCUGUAGCUCGAGAAUGUGCUUCAGCCCCGCUAUGCAGCCCUUGGUCCGCCGCUCAAUCCGUCGAUACGCUUCCUCCUCGCGCUCAAGAUCUAGCCUCGGCUCAUCCGCGACUGGGCAUCCCAGGUCUUCUGCGAAACCUCCUCCGCCUCCUCCCCGCCGUAAUCCAAAUGCACGUCCUUCCUCUCCUCCGAUAUCAGGCAGAACUGGUCGUCAUAAGGCUUCUGAUCACAAUCCAUCGGCGACAGCAGUACCACCUGAAUCUGCACCACUUUCAUCUCCAGCUGCCCCUCGCUCUCCCGAGCCAGCGAAGAAGGACGACCCGACCUCUAGAAGUUUAUGGCAGUCAUAUAAGGGACUGAGACCGGACGCUAAGCUAAUAUUUGCAGGAACGCUGGUCGUUGGUGCGGGAUUGAUCUACUGGAUAGACGGGAUCUACCCUGAGGACGAAACGGCGGAGCUGUCGACUAUUUUGGAUAGACCGCCAGAGACGAGUCAGACUCGACCGGCUUAA